CACACACGCACACACACACACACACACACACACACAAACACACACACACACACACACACAAACAUGAAUGUGGGGUUUAUUGAGAGACUGUAAUACGAUCGGAAUAGCUUUUGAAUGGCAUUGGUCAAAUAAAAUUAAGCACUAAGGAAAACACAUUCUUUCACCUUGCCAUCAAAAAGCACCGUCCCAUUGUGUCUGAACAAUUGUGUGGAUUGUCUUAAAUUGACUGUGGAGUGACUUCAGCAAGACUCGGGUGGUCAUUUGCAAUGUAAGACACGCUCUCCUCCACCCUCCCGUACCCCCGCCCCCCCCCCCCCUCUCUUUCUCUCUCCCUCUCUGCGGUUGUGCUGCUGAUACACGAACAAUGUGGCCUUUCUUACCUGUUGAAGGUGUACAUUCCAACCUUACUAAACCAAGUUAGAAAACAGCACCCCCCUCCUCCGCACGGGCCGGCACAGCAAUCCCAGAUUUAACUCCAGGUGCGCCUGAUCACAGCGUCUGUGUUCAAACCACAUCCUCACAGUGGAUUUCCUUUACACGAUUACCUCAGGUAAUUUUUCCUUUCAUGAAACACACGAGGAAAUGCAUUUGUGCAUCUGAUAAGCACAAUAUUUUAGGACACGCACACAGAGACCAUAGAUCCGGACGUGAAGUGCACUUGUUCUGAAACCACAGUGUUAGGGGGCGACAUGUCAGUGAUUUUAUUUGCUCAUGGGAAGUCCGCAGCAUUCGUGGCUUAACCGUUCUGUGGGAAAGAUGAUUUAAAUAUGUUAAAGUGCAAGAUGAAGCAUUCGGGAGACAAGAGGGCAAAAGGUGUGGGUGCUUUACAGGAAAGCUGCUUACAUCGCCCAUAGACCCAUCCCAUUUAUGUGAGUGACAGCCAGAGCAGACAGGGUGAGUGGGAGAAAGAGUCAAUGAGACAUAAGGACAGAUUGAGCGCAUACACACUUGUAGUUCAGAGCAUGAAGUGAAGUGUUUCGCUCUUCAGUUCAACACAGGGGUCAGUGGUCUCUGCUCGCAGGAUAAUCUCAUUUCGUGAAGACUUUUUCAUCUGAGCUCAAGGGUUCAAGGAAAUGCAAAGAAGGUAAGUUUUAUAUUUUCGUUUUCUGUUGUUGGGUUUGUUUUGACGUUUCUUCAGCAAGUAUGUCAGACAGGUGUUGUGCCAUUUUGAAGUUAUUAAAACUUUUCUUUCUAUUUCUUUAUGCUGAACUUUUUAUGCACAUUUUAUUGCUUUAGAUAAUACUGAAGUUGACUUCAAUGAUUUUAACUUGAUUGAAGUAUUGGAUUUGAAUUACAUUGUAUAUAAUAAAGGUUACAUCGAUUUUUCUUGAAAUGCUAAAUUUAUGCGCAUUUAUAUAUAAGCAUAUAAUUAAUAAUAAUUUCUGUAAAAAGUUUAAAAAAAAACACAUUCAAGUUUAAAUGUUGCUUCAUUAGAAAUGCAUUUCUGUGCAUGGCUAAUGGUCCAUUUAAAUUUCUGGUAUUGGUAUUAAGUAAUGUUUCUUAAUUGUUUUAAAUGCAAACUAGUCUAGAUGUUUAUCAUAAAUAUUGCAAAGUAAAUUAUUUUCAUUUAUUAUUUUUAUUUUCUUGCUAAAUUACUUUGAGGAUGCAUUUGUGUAGAAUGUUAUAGUUGUUAAUGCCACAGCUGAUGUCCCAUCUUUCCCUUCAGAAUUUGAGAAACUAUAGUUAAAGGAAAUGUGCUAGACAUUGCGGUAAAAGCAGGAUGUACUGUAUUUCGUUUAGAUACACAAAAUAUCACAAGAGGAAAGGGUUUUAUUAAAACCAUCGUCACACAUGAAAUACUAAAUCAUUAGACAUUAUACAACAAUAUUGCUGCAAUGACUUGUCAACCUCACCAGACAUUUCAACAAAGGAGUAAAAACAUUUUACAAAUAAUAAUAAUAACACCACUAACGGAAGCAAUAGGUGUCUAUGCCACUUCGUGGCUUGACCCCUAAUUAUCUAAAGACUGAAUUGGUCUUAAAUUUGCAUGUUUGUAAUAUACAGCUUUGUUAAAUUGCCCAUUUAUUUUUAAUUAAACGGCUAACAGUAUGUUUUCUCAUUAACAAAAGCAGUCAAAACCAUCUGGGAAAUAUCAUAAAAGUUACAUUUAUUAUUAUUACUAUUAUAUAGCAGGAUUGUUGUACAUCAGACAAAAUAAAAACGGGAAACCCAAAAUUGACGUUUUCAUAAAAAACACUAUGAGAAGAACCUCCAAACCUUUGGACGAAAUAAAUCAAUAAUUAGGCAAAUAAUACAUUAAGCUAUAUGGUAGUAAAACUGGCUGUAAAUACUACUAUAGAUACAAUGUAUCACUUUAUACAUUUAAGGAGUGUUGAAUGAGUCUUCCUGACAUUUGUGGUUAGGCCCCUGUCUUCGUUUACUGGAGAACAGGCUGCCUCCCAAAAGAUUGUCUUAUCAAGGGUUGACAUUACCGUUCGAAAACCCAGCUGAUAGGACAAAUCCAGCCCAACGAAACUUGACACACCAUGACAUUUGGAGGACGUUGGAAUGAAGAGAUCAAACAAUGUCAAACUAAAAAUCUUUACAUUUUAAAAUUUAAGUUUCAUCAUGGCAUCAUCCUCCAUCUAAUUCAACAUUUAAUAAAUAUUUUUUUUAAAUCAAUGAUAACAUUUAAUUAAUUUUCAACAUAGUAUUGGCACAUGAUCACAUCCUAUGUUACCUGCUGUAAGAGUGCUCAAGCUGUCUGUGUGUCUGUCUGAAAUGAUUCUUGUUGUGUUUUAGAUUGAUUCACUGCAUUAGGGGUCUGUCCUGAAUGUGUUCAGCAGUCAACGGUGUACUUCCCCUGAGGAUCAGUGAGGUGAAUAUCUACAUGAGACAGACUAUUGCUCACCACCUGACGAAGUAAACGUAUUCUGGACUGGCAAGCCCUAGAAGACCGCAUGGGGAGUUGUCUAUGUCUACCAAUGUCACUGGAUUGCGGGCACAUCGUUCUCCCCAGAAUUUGGAGAUGGACUUGGCCUGGCAGGAACUGAUGGCCAUCACAGAUCUUCAGGAGUUUGAAGUACCCAAUGAGAAUCCCUUUGAAGCAGUUCCGUACCUCUCCAUGGAGCCCAUGGUUUCUCAAGGGGGAUUUGGGAUGGGUCAACCUCAGGCAGAACCCAUUCCAGGAACGUCCGAUGCCCAUCCCGCGGGGGUUUACGAAAACUCGUACCCUGAAAUGAUGCCACCUUAUCAACGUCUGAAUCCACACAUGGAUAUGCACUAUGGACUCCCCGGUGGCCAUGUUUCAUCCCGAAUGUUCACAAAUACACAAGCUCUUCAUCCGCCGUCCAUGAGUUUUUUGGAGCAUAUGAACUUGACUACACGCAGCCAUGGGGUUGUCAAUCUUCAUAGCUCAGGACAAAUGAAACAAGCCGAUGAUCUAGAAUCAGACUCCGGAUUGUCGCUUGGUUCGAGUCCACCCCUAGCCUCCCCGGAAAACAUGCAUGGAGUACCUACUUACCUUCCUACAGAUGGAACAAUGUGCUACGCUGAAAAUGAAAGCAUGGGGGAACAGUGUCGCGUGAGGCCUCACCUGCUUGGGUCUGUUGACUACCAGCAGUCCUACGGCUCUUAUCCCGGAGCUUCAUUUUCCACAUCUGCGAAUAUACAACCUGUUACCCGCCAUGGCCAAGCUCACCAGCCAAUGGCAACAAUAAAGCAACCGAUUUUACCCACAGCCCUGCAUGACUUUCAGAUAAACGGGUCAAGUUUAUCUAAAGUGGGUUCAUAUCAGCCUCCUUACCCAAAGCCAAAAGCGAGCAGCGUCUCCACACCUAUGAGCAGAGAUGAGCGGCGAGCCUUCGCUCUAAAAAUCCCAUUCUCUCCUGACAAGAUCGUGAACUUACCAGUGGAUGACUUCAAUGAGCUGUUGACCCAGUUUACACUGAACGAUGCGCAGUUGGCACUUGUUAGGGACAUUCGCCGCAGAGGAAAAAACAAGGUUGCGGCUCAGAACUGCCGCAAACGGAAGUUAGAGAAUAUUGUGUUUUUGGAGAGCGAGUUGGGACAGCUUAAAGGCCAAAGAGAGCAUUUAACCAGAGAGAGACUGGAGUUUCAGCAAAACAUAGCCAUUAUCAAAUGCCGUCUGUCAGAUCUUUACAACCAAGUGUUUUCACAGCUGCGGGAUGAGGAAGGGCAGCCUUACUCGCUGGAUGAAUACUCACUACAACAGACUAAUGACGGCAAUAUUUACUUGGUACCACGCAACACAGUGCUGGAGAGUAAACGAGCGGUCCAAUGAAAGGUUCGAGAUGGUGUUUAAAAUAUGUAACUUGAAUGGAUAGUUCACCCACAAAUAAAAGUUGUCAUCAUUUGUAUACCUGCUUGUUUAAACUCUGUAUAUGACUUUCUUCUAUGAAAUGCAAAAUAAGAUAUUUUGAGAAAUGUCUCAUGGUUUUGUGUCCUUGCAUUGGAAGUCAAUGGGGGACAGUGAUGUUUGGUUAAUGUUUUUCAAAAUAUGAACUUUUGUGUUCUGCAGAAGCAAAGAAUGCCGUACAGGUUUAGAAUGAUACAAAAAUAAAUGAUUAAAGUUUGGGCAAACUGUCCCUUUAAACCUGUGGAAAGGGGUUAAAAGUUCCAAGUGCCCAAAAACUCACAUUUGGCAUAUUCUUACAAACCAUAACAGUGUAUAGUUGCAGAACGACAGAGUUAGUUUCCAUGCUACAAUAAACUUGUCAGGAAGAACAGAUUGAAGAAAUACUACAAACGUAACUUGUUUAAUUAUUGAGAAAAGUGAGGGCAAACGUCCAACAUGUUUUAGCAGCAAUCUAAUUUUCUCCACAAUUAGGUCUCGUCUAAUUCAACAUGUGCUUGCAUUUGAUGUAGACCAUGCAAGAAUUAAAACAUCACACAUUAAAGACAAGGAAUCAGUGUAAUGCACUUAAAAGGUUUCAUCGCUGCAAGCAUUCAGUAUACAACUUGACAAAUAAGGCGCCACAUCAUUUAUAGCAUUAAAAAGUUUUAUUUGUAAAAAAAUAAAAUCCUUUUCAAAGCUGCAUCUUGGUCCUAGAAAGAGAAACAAUAGCAGAAAAGUUUAACAAUAGAACUACAUCGAGGCAGAUUACGAGGAGUACCUUUCAUCACUUCACCAGUUUAGACAGACAAAUGCCCAUCCACUAGAGAUUUUCACUCAGAUCCUAAAUGAUAAAGGCAAGUGUUAGAAUUAGAAAGUCCAACACCACACUAGCAAUGCGUUAAGAAAUUAUGUGCACCAAGUGACUAUGCCAACUGUAUUUACACCGCCAUCACAACACUGAAUGGGAAGUCGAGUUACUGUACAGCUUUUGAUGUAGACCAUGCAAGAAUUAAAACACACAUUAAACAUAAGGAAUCAGUGUAAUGCACUUAAAGGUUUCAUCGCUGCAAGCAUUCAGUAUACAACUUGACAAAAAAGGCAACACAUCAAUUACAGCAUUAAAAAGUUUAUUGGUAAAAAAGGUAAAAACGUAAAAAACAAAAUCCUUUUCACAGCCGUGUCUUGGUCCUAGGAAGAAAAACAAUAUCAGAAAAGUUUUCCAACAAUAGAACUACAUUGAGGCAGAUCAUGAGUACCUUUUAUCACUUCACCAGUUUAGACAGACAAAUGCCCAUCCACUAGAGAAUUUCACUCUGAUC
This is a messenger RNA of Triplophysa rosa, 5616 nucleotides long. RefSeq names its product nuclear factor, erythroid 2 (gene nfe2). Gene Ontology annotation, cellular component: nucleus. Gene Ontology annotation, biological process: regulation of transcription by RNA polymerase II. Gene Ontology annotation, molecular function: DNA-binding transcription factor activity, RNA polymerase II-specific; RNA polymerase II cis-regulatory region sequence-specific DNA binding. The transcript is spliced from 3 exons. The record is from RefSeq and is a predicted model, not a curated record. NCBI's taxonomy places the organism in Eukaryota, Metazoa, Chordata, Actinopteri, Cypriniformes, Nemacheilidae. Bases 2915 to 4243 code for a protein of 442 amino acids.